This is a messenger RNA of Morchella importuna, 4167 nucleotides long. RefSeq lists its product as uncharacterized. The record is from RefSeq and is a predicted model, not a curated record. Lineage: Eukaryota; Fungi; Ascomycota; Pezizomycetes; Pezizales; Morchellaceae. The transcript has 4 exons. Bases 1 to 4167 code for a protein of 1388 amino acids.
AUGGACGCCUACCCCCCCGAACUAGUCACGCACGAGGCGCCCCUCCUCAUCGUGUCGGGCCUGGGCUCCCCCGAGCGCCACUCCCCGCCAUCCACCUACCCGCAGCUCGAGCAGAACGGCUCGCUGAUCGCCUGUGCUGUUGCGCCCGUCACCACGCCCGCAGGAGAGCUGCUGCUCGACUACUUUCUCAAGACGGACUGCUCGGGCAUCUGGGCGGCGCGGCCGGCGGAGCGCCAGAAGCCGCAGACACCGGCGUGGAGGAUCAGGGCUGUGGGGAGGGACUACACUCUCCCCCCGCGCAAAGCCCGCCCGCCCGCCGACGAGCACUUCACCACCCCGCUCGAAGGCCCGCCCACCCGCAUCCAAGCCCUGCACUCUCCCAUCUCGCCGCUCUCGCCCUCCUCGCCGCUCUACCCCGACGGCGUGCUCACGCCCCUCUGGCUGCGGAAGCACCAAACACUCCUCCCCGCCGCCUUCUGCGCCGCCUACGAGCUCUACACCGACACCAACGACGGGCCCCUGCAGAACCAACACGACAACACGCUCAUCGCCGCAAUCAACCACCAGAAGCGCUUCUUCGCGCCGCCGGGCUCCUCCCCGGCCGCAAUCAGCAGCGACGACAUAAGGUCCCCCGCCUUCCGCAGCCGCUUCGUCGUCGCCCUGCUCAGCGAGAAGAGCAUCCUCUCCUCCCCGCGCAUCGACGAGCGCCUCUCCUACAUCAAGCGCAGCACCGGCCUCGUCCCGGGAAUAACAUUCUUCUUCCUCCCCGCCCACUCCUCGCCCGUCGAGGUGCACCAGUUCGUCGCCACCUUGCUCACGACACUCCACCCGCACGCAAUCGACUACUACCGCGAGCUCUCAAAACACACGCGCCGCAAGCGCAACCGCGGCUCCGUGCCCCCGCCCACCGUACCCUCCUCGCGCGCCCUCUCCCUGCACGCAUGGUCCCUCCGCUACGAGCUCAAACUCGGCGUCUUUGCCGAGUUCCGCCAGGAGCUCGACGUUGCCGCGCGCAGCUACGAGGCCGCGUACGAGAAGCUGUUCGCGGAGGUGUUUGAGACCACCACGUCGUGGAGCGAGCGGUGGACCGAGGCACGCCUGCUCGCGGACACGCUUACGCUGCGCAUCGUGCGCUGCCACCUGUGGAACGAGCAGUACACGGCUGCCAAGCGCCGGUGGGGCAGCCAUGUGGUGCAGAUGGCGGCCGUGCUGGACCGCAAGGGGCUGGGCACGGAGACGUAUGGGUUCAGCGCGUGGAUGGCGCGGUGGAAUCGGUGUCUGGCGGAGCUGCUGCAGGCGGCGAAUCUGGCCGUGUUGGCGCCGCUGGUGCCGCCCGCGAGGGGGUCCCUGCUGGAUGUGGACGGGGCGCGCGAGGCGCAGGCGCUGUAUGUGGGUGGCGAGAAGGGGUCUGCUGCCGUGAGCGGCGGCGGCGGCGGUGGCGGUGGGGUGGGCGAGCGUAUGGCCGCCGCGGACUACCUGCACCAUCCGGGGUUCUACUAUCUCGCGGCCGCGGAGCACCUCGGGGAGCGGGCGCAGCGCGGGAAGAGGGUCAGUGUGGGUGCGAAGGAGAGUAGCUAUGAUACAUAUCUGUGUCUGCCGCCGGCGGAGGAGGUAGUGUGGGAGGGGGAGGGGCCCCGGAUCGCGCUGCUGGGUCUGGCGCGGCGCGAGUUUGAGGCGCGCGGGCAGCGCAGGAUGGCGUGUGGGGUUGUGUAUAGUGUUGCGAAGCUGCGGAUGGCGGCGGCGGCGCGGAGCGGCGUGGGCUGGGGGGAGGCGCUGAAGGAUUUGAGGGCUGCCGCGGGCGUGUAUAGGCGCGAGGGGUGGUGGGAGGUGCUGGAGGAGGUGCUGUGGAGCGUGGUGGAGUGUGGGAGGAUGAGUGGUGAUGGGGGGAGCGUGGUGGUUGCGGGGUUGGAGCUGCUGUGUGGGGAGGUGUUUAGGGAGAGGAGGGGGUGGAGGUAUGAUCUUGGGAGGUGUCUGGAGGGGAUUGAGGCGGUGAAGGUGCGGCCGACGAUGGUGGUGAGGGGAGGGGAUGUUGUGAGCUUUCUAACCGCAACAUACACCUUCUCCACCCCCAAAAUCCACGUCGGCGACCUCAUCACCUCCCAGCUCUCCAUCACCUCUACUGCCCACCCCUCCUCCACACCCAUCACCUUCACCGAACUCAAGCUCACCUUCGAGGGGCCCCUAAAGCCCAUCCACCUGCACCACUCCUCCUCCUGCGUCCCCCCUCCCCCCACCACCACCAGCAGAGUGACAAAACUAGACCUCAAAAACAAGCUCACGGAGCAACACACAACCCCCGACGCACCCUCGUUCCUAGCCGCCGACACAGACCUCACCCUCGCCCCCGGCGAGACCAAGGUCUUCGAGCUCGCCGCCGUCCUGCGCGAGGCCGGCGACGCAAAGGCCGUCUGCGCGACGUUCGUGUUCGUGUCGGACGGGUUCGAGCUGGACUUUAUGCUCAUGCUCGAGGCGGACGAGGAGGAAGGCGGGGGGGGCGUGCACAUUCUUCCGAGCGCUGCCGCGCGGCGGCGGCAGGUCACGGCGAACGGCGGGAGCGGGGCGUGGUGGAUUGAAGCGCCCCUAGGGGCGGCAGGCGGGGGGACGACGGAGUUGAGGAGGAAGCCGCUCAGGGCCGUGGAGCCUGGCAGGGUCGAGAUAUUGCCGAGGCCGCCAAAGAUGGAUGUGACGGCGCGCAGCGCGGUCGUGGGCGAUGUGUAUGUGAAUGAGAUUGUGAGGAUUGAGUUUGGCGCGUGUAAUGGGGAGGAUGAGGAGGCGGUGGUGGGCGUUGAGGUGAAGAUCUUGGGGUGGCCGGGGGAGGAGCCACCAAAGAUAACCUGGCUCUCCCCCGACUCCAGCGCCGAAGCAGAACAGCUCGCCACAACCGCGCACUACCCACUUGGCCGCCUGCCACCCGGCGCCUCCGCAAAGCGCACCUUCACCUUCCCCUCGCCCUCCAUCCCCGCCGACUGCGCCAUCGAGAUCACCGCCCACUACCACCUCGUCUCUGACCCCGAAACACCAAUCUCAAAGCCCGUCGUCGCAGAAAUGCCCGUCAUCAACCCCUUCCGCACCUCCUUCGACUUCUCGCCGCGCGUGCACCCCGACCCAUGGCCCGACUACUUCUCGCUGCCUGACGACCUCGCCCCCGAGCAGCCGCUGGGGAUAACGCAGCGGUGGGCGCUCACCGUCACGAUUGCCGCGCAGGGCGAGGGCACGCUGCUGCUCACGGAGUGGGCACUGCCCGUCCACGCGGUAGCUGGCGGGAUCGUGGCAACUGUUGUUGCUGACGCCGCCGCCGCUGGGGGGCAGCCGAAGGCGCUGAAUAGUGGCGCGCCGGCGACACUGACCUUCUUGCUCGACGUGCAGAAGAUGUCGCUUGAAGACCGGCGCGCGGCGAGCGCGGAUGUGGCGCUGAGUCUGAGCUGGCGGAGGACGGACACGAGCCCGGAGUGGCCGGAGGUGACGAAUACUACGCUGCUGCCGGUGCCAAGAUUACCCGUGCCGGGGAGUGAGCCGCGGGUGCUGGCGGCCGUGGUGUCGGCGCCUGCGCCUGUGUCGCCGUCUGUGGCGGCGGGUGAGGAGGAGGGGGGGGUGGGGGUGCCGCAGAGGCUGGGUGGCAGGGCGCGGGCACGGACGACGUCGAGUCUGAUACCGACGGCGGCGGCGGGCGAGGCGGAUGUGCCCGGUGUGCUACAUCUCCAGUAUGUGCUUGAGAACCCGACGAAUUAUUUCUUGACGUUUAGCGUGGUGAUGGAGGCGAGUGAGGGGUUUGCGUUCAGUGGGCCGAAGCAGACGGUGGUGCAGGUGUUGCCCGUGGCCAGGGUCGCGCUGGGGUAUCGGUUGUUUGUGUAUCGGGCGGACGCGGCGGCGAUGGGUGUGAAGGAGGAGGAUAAGGGGGAGAAGGGGGAGAAGGGGGAGAAGGGGGAGAGAGGGAAGGGGGGGAAGGGGGUGGGGGAUAAGAAGGGGAUGGGCGGGAAGGAGGAGAGGAGGGGAGGGGAGAAGGGCGUGUGGGUGAGGCCUGCGUUGAGGGUUGUGGAUCGGUACUUUAAUAAGACGCUGAGGGUGAGUCCGGGCAGUGAGGGUGUGGGGUUGGAUAAGAAUGGGGUCAUGGUGUGGGUGCCGACUGGGGAGGUGGAGGAGGGGGGGAAGGUGGUGGAGGAGUUGUAA